Molecule: messenger RNA, 3525 nt
Organism: Tetranychus urticae (two-spotted spider mite)
Lineage: Eukaryota; Metazoa; Arthropoda; Arachnida; Trombidiformes; Tetranychidae
Source: RefSeq, a predicted model, not a curated record
ACUGGAUUGAAACUGGUAGGCUACCAGUUUCAAUCUCCUUUACCAAACAAUCUGUGCUCAAAAGACUGUCUUUCUUUCGCUGUACUCCCUUUCUCUUUUACUUUCCACAUUCACCUGAAUUUUGCUUUUUGUUUUCCUUGUUUUUUCUCUAUGCUAUCUAAUACGAACCAGUUUAAUUAUCAUUGGACAGAUUCCAGGAUAUUUAUGGGAUAAUUCUUUAAUUAAAUAAAGAUGUGACCAGCUUCAAUAACAUAGGCUCCCUCAUUUUUGGAUAAUCAACAUCUUUCUGUUUUUGGUAUCAAUAUCACGGUUCAAUACUAAAUGUAGCCAUUGGAUUGGUUUAUUGUGUUCACGGAAUAACCAUUUCUUUGGCUUCAACAACUAAUGCAAAAUACCCUAGUCGGUCUUGGAUAUUUCUCCUAACAAACAUAUUUCAACAUAAUGAAGUGCAAAAUAAAUUCAGGAGAUAAAUCCAGGCUAACUCGGACCUCAUCCACACGAGCCACUAAGUCUAACAUUUCCUCAAGUGCAUCAUCUUCUCAUCCCACUAAUUUCAAAAUUAAAUUCAAACAUGGUUUAAGCCUAAACAGCGACUCUUCUAAUCAUGGGAGUCGAACGCAAACAAGAUCUUCGACAUCUUCAACUGUAUCGACAUCUAAAGGGAAAAGUGAUAUAAAAAAUAAUGAUCACACUAGAGCUGCGAUACGCGAUGGUAGCAAAGAAUCGAAAAAGCCUAAAGAAGAUGUCCAUAAAUGUAAAUGCAUUUGUUCAAACUGUGGAUUAUCUGUCAAUGAUUCAGGACCAGAUGAUCGAGAUGUAUCUACGAUAAGAGAACCCAUAAACUUGGGUACUAAUAAUGUUCGUCAAAUCCUUCAAUGUGUUCAUAAUGGAACUCCUGAGAUCAAAGAUAUCAUUCUAAAUGAGUGUAAUAUAAUUUAUGAAUGUCGAAUUUGUCGCAAUUUAUUCCGAAGCUUGGCCAACCUGCUUUCACAUAAAAGAUUCUACUGUAAAGAUCAUCAAUGUGAAAACAUGUUACUUUUUGAUGAUAGCUAUUCAGAUAGAUUACUUGGUAACUAUACUAUUGGAUCAAAAACACAAACAGAUCAAAAUACAGCGUCUCACAAUAAACAGUCCGGAAGUAGAGAUAGUCGUCCAAUGGCAACUAAAACUUCAACUGAACAAAAAGAGACGUCCUUCAAUUUUUCCGAUAGUGAACAUUCUAAGCAGUUAUUAAAGUCAUCUGAAGAUAACGUUGCUUCAAGCAACAUUCAACCUGAUAAACUAGCUGCUAAACGGAAACAUCUAGAGCUUUGCGUCAAUAAAUUGUUGCAUGAAAAGCAAUCCUCGAAGGUUGAAUCAUUAGUUCAUCUGACUGAAAUUUCUACAACAAAAAAUGCUGUUCAUCAAAUUUAUGAGACCAAGCCUAAAGAAUCUGACAGCAUCGAUAACUACGUUCAUAAUAGUCGUUUUUCAAACCAAGAUGGUGAGUUCCCAGCUCAAGAAGUCGAACAAUCCUCUUUUUCUGUUCCUGGGUCUCAAACCCAUGAAGAUUCCGUCAAGCAAAUGCAAACUGAAGUUUAUAAUAUUGACGAAAAUGCUAACCAUUCAGUGGCCUGUGAAGAAACAGAAUUAAACCUCCAAGAAACUAGUGGUUACUCUCGGUCAAUAUCCUCUUUGGUAUCGGAUGACGAAGAAUGUUCUCGAGAAAGUGUAAUCAUGAAAUCUGCCUCUAUAAGUGAGUUGGAAAAUGAAUCAAUAGAUGUUGAAGACGUUGUUGUCAAUAAGGAAUUGAGUCAACAAUCGAUUCCUUCAUCGCCAUCUUCAUCUUCAUCAAAUCAUUACCAGAGCCGAGAACAUACAUCUAUUCGCAAUAAACCCAAGACUUUUAACGAUGAUUACGAAACUAAGUCCCCUUCUGCGAUAGCCAAUCUUCCUUGUUCGAUGUGCAAUUCCAAAUUCAGUUCGAAAAAAACCUUAACCGUACACAUUCAAACAAUACACAAUAUUCAAAGGCUUGUUUAUCCAUGUCCCUUUUGUUGUUUAACCUUUAAACAAUUAUUCAACGCAACUAGACAUAUGAUGCAAGUUCAUAGAAAAGGCAAAACCCAAGUUAAAUACCUGCGAGAAGCAGUUAAACAUCGAGCUUAUCCUGAAACUAAAACUGAUGUGAUUGAUGAAAGUGAAACCAUUCAUACCGACUAUAAUGAUGAUACUUAUGGUACUGAAAAUGAAAGCGAUGUUAGCAGGGAUACUGUUGAUAUGGAUCAAGAAAAAGUAGAUUGUUAUCCACUUUCAAAUGAUAUUCUGAAAACGACGCCAUCAGAAUUGGAGCUUGUACCAAUUAAAGUUGGCAAAAGUUCUAAAAGAAAAAGCUGUGAUAAAUCUAGAUCAGAGUACAAAUCAACAACUGAAAUAACAUCCGAUGAAACAAAUGCUUAUAAAAACUUUGGUAGCGAAAAUACCAAUGAUGUGGAAUCAGAUUUGCAACAAACAACAAAUACUACUUCUACUCAUUCAGUAGACAAGGAUGCAAAACCAAUCGUUAACCAAGAAAAAGUCCGUCGAGUUGAUCCCAUCAUAUUCACAUGUAUCAAUAAUUGUGGUAAAUAUUUUAUCAAAGCCGACAGUAAAAAUCAGCAUGAAAAAGGAUGUUCUAAACCUGAUGAAUGUGAAAAGGAAAUUAAUACUGAGCAAAAAAUUAUCUCACCUACAGCGUGUAGAAAUUUAAAUUCAAAUGAGAAUCUAGAUCUAGUUAUACCUGAUUCUAUCUAUAAUGAACUCGAAAAGGUUGGAAACUUGAAUACCCUUCAAUGUAACAAUUGUCCUGAUUUGCAGUUUGAUUCUAAGACUAACCUGAUUGAACAUCUCGUUAAACACAAAGGCUAUGAGAUAUUUAAAUGUAAAAAAUGUGCUUAUCAAACACUCGAUCGAACCGAAUUAAAUAAUCAUUUAAAUAAUACGCAUGGCAACCCAGAAAUAUUGCGAGAAAACUGUACAAUUAAGGUUUCAACACCUAAUAAUAGUAGUUCCUCAGAAUUGACCGUGAAAAAAGACGCUUUCCAACCAUUUAAAGAAGAUUCUCAAGAAGUAAAAAAGCCACAUGAAUCCAAAUCGUCUGAAAAAUCUAUAUCAUCUGGAAUAGUAUUACACUUGCGGCCUAAAUUGAGUCGAAAUCGGAAGAAGAAAAAAAUUUACGAGAUUGUUGGAGAUUGAGGUCAUUAAUUGCGUUAGCAAAUAACGGAAAAUUUGAUAUGAAAAUGCUAUGUAAAGGUUACCUCAGAAUUAUUUAUAUAUUUGUUAUAAUCACAAUUAUUAACUAGUGCAACAAUCUGAAAUCAUGAGGAAAUAAUUAAUAGAUUCUGGUCAAAAGGGCCAAAUGUAAUGAAACCCUCCUUCAAUCCAUGCAUAAGCUUUAUGCAAUAUUUUCUUAACCUGAUGAUAUGUAAAUUAAUUAAGUCACGAUAAUGCCAAAACGGAAUGUAUUUAACAAAUAUUAUAAUGUUAAAAAAAGAUUUUUUGAUUCAA